UGUUUGUGUGUAAAGGGGGGGGGAGUGAUUAUUGCAAAAAGAGGAAGGCGUGACAAGCAUGGGGAAUGUCAGAAAACCCCAGACACAAGCACACACAUUCUCUCUCUCUCUCUCUCUCUCAUGCACACACACACAUCUCUGAACAAAGAUAAGCCAGACAGCUGAACAUUUGGGAAACCACACCAACUGACUUCAACCAGCCACCCUCUCUCCAAAUGGAUCCACCGAGAACCACCACAGAGGAGCCCACAGAGACAAAAAUGAGGUACCUCCUGGUCUGGUUCCUUUGUACCUUCCAACUGAUCAUGGCAAAUGCCGUCGAAUUGACUGACAUGUUUGGAGAGAUUCAGUCCCCCAACUUUCCAGAUUCCUACCCCAGUGAUUCAGAAGCGACCUGGAACAUUUCCGUGCCGGAUGGAUUUCGCAUCAAGCUCUACUUCAUGCAUUUUGAUCUUGAGUCCUCUUACCUGUGUGAAUAUGACUACGUGAAGGUCGAAUCAGAAGACCAAGUCUUGGCUACCUUCUGCGGAAGGGAGACUACGGACACAGAGCAAACACCAGGGCAGCAGCCCAUCCUGUCUCCCGGGUCAUACAUGAGCCUCACUUUCAGAUCAGACUUCUCCAAUGAAGAACGCUUCACAGGUUUCGACGCCCAUUACACAGCUGUGGAUAUUGAUGAAUGUCUAGAGAAGAGUGAUGAGGAACUGGCUUGUGACCAUCACUGCCACAACUAUAUUGGAGGGUAUUACUGCUCCUGCAGAUUUGGCUACAUCCUCCAUUCUGACAACAGGACUUGCAAAGUGGAAUGCAGCAACAACCUCUUCACUCAGAGAAGUGGCAUGAUCCACAGCCCAGACUUCCCCAAUUCCUACCCCAAGAGCUCUGACUGCUUGUACCGCAUUGAGCUAGAAGAAGGCUUCUUCAUCACCAUGCAGUUCGAAAACAGCUUUGACAUCGAAGAUCAUCCAGAGGUGACCUGCCCAUAUGACUAUAUCAAGAUCAAAGCUGGACUUAAUGAAUAUGGACCUUUUUGUGGGGAAAGAUCUCCAGGACGGAUCGAAACUCGGAGCAACAGCAUCCAGAUAUCGUUCCACAGUGAUAAUUCUGGCGAGAACGGAGGCUGGAAACUGUCCUACACAGCUAUAGGGGAUCCCUGUCCACUUCUGGAGCCUCCAAUCAAUGGCAAAAUUGAGCCCUCCCAGGCAACAUACACCUUCAAGGACCAAGUGGUCAUCAGUUGCAACACAGGGUACCACAUCCUCAAGGACAAUGUAGAGAGCGAAUCUUAUCAGAUCGAGUGCCUGAAGGAUGGCAUGUGGAGCAACAAGGUCCCUGUCUGCCAAAUUGCAGACUGCCAGAUGCCAUCCAGGCUGGACCAUGGCUUUGUGACCUUCUCCACACCAAACAACCUGACGACAUACCAGUCAGUGAUCCAGUAUUCCUGCCAGCAUCCUUACUACCAGAUGGUGCCCAACAUCACAGGUACCUACGCCUGUGAUGCCAAGGGAUUUUGGCAGAGUGCUGAGCUGGGAAGACGCCUACCAACUUGUCAGCCAGUGUGUGGGAAGCCAAAGUUUUCCAGAAGCCUAUUGGCACACAUUGCAAACGGACGCCACACUCAGAGAGGGAUCUCACCAUGGAUGGCCAUGUUGCACAGGAAUGGCCGCCCCUUUUGUGGGGGAUCACUUAUUGGCAACAGAUGGAUUGUGACUGCUGCUCAUUGCCUCCACGAGGAACUGGAACUGGAGAACCCUGUCCUCAGAAGCUCCGACAUGAUCAGCCCUUCUUCUUUCACAAUUAUCCUGGGGAAACACAGAACACAAAGGAAAGAUGACACUGAACAGCACUUCCAAGCCCAAACAAUCUUUAUCCACCCAUCUUACAACCCUGCCACCUUUGAGUAUGACAUUGCCCUGGUGGAAAUGGCAGAAGAGGCCACACUGAACAAUUACGUGAUGCCCAUUUGCUUUCCGGACAGCAUUCUCCCAAAAGAUUCCAUGGUCAUUGUGAGCGGAUGGGGGAAGCAGUUCUUGCAACGUCUCCCUGAGGCCCUGAUCGAGAUUGAAAUCCCACUGACAGACCAUGCACUGUGCAAGGAAAUGUAUGCCAAGUUCCAAAAGGUCAUAACCGAGGAUAUGAUCUGUGCUGGUGAAAAGCAAGGAGGAAAAGAUGCUUGCAGUGGGGACUCCGGAGGUCCCAUGGUCACUUUGAACAAUCGUACCGGCCAUUGGCAGCUCAUAGGGACAGUGUCUUGGGGCGAUGGCUGUGGCUUGAAUGACCGCUAUGGGGUGUAUUCCAAUGUCUUCUUGACACUGCCCUGGAUUAAAGAAGUCACUGGACUGGACUAUUGAGGCCUCCCCAAAUCACAUCUCCUGCCCAAAGCCCAAAGAAUGAGAGCAGCUGCCCAGAAGAUGUUUGUUUCCAAAGUGCCGAAGCUGGGUCUCUGCCCAAAGUAGGCUUGCUAGACUGCAGGGUCUGGACCCACUUCUCAGAAUGAGGAAGAGGAACCUCAGGGUGAGAGCACUGUCUUGAACAACAUGUGUAUCUGUCUUUUCCUCAUUUGUUAGACUUGGUGUUUUCUAUUUGAAUGUCAUACUCUUUGUAACUGACGUUGAUGCUUAGUUUGUUAUUGUUGUUGUGUGCCUCCAAGUCAUUUUUGUGACUUAUGGCGACCCUAAGGCAACUCUAUCAUAGGGUUUUCUUGGCAAUUUUUUUCAGAGGGGGUUUACCAUUACCAUCCUCUGCA
Molecule: messenger RNA, 2746 nt
Organism: Sceloporus undulatus (fence lizard)
Lineage: Eukaryota; Metazoa; Chordata; Lepidosauria; Squamata; Phrynosomatidae
Gene: MASP1
Product: MBL associated serine protease 1
Biological process (GO): complement activation; zymogen activation
Cellular component (GO): blood microparticle; extracellular region
Molecular function (GO): serine-type endopeptidase activity; calcium ion binding
Source: RefSeq, a predicted model, not a curated record